Messenger RNA from Leptosia nina, 213 nucleotides. NCBI's taxonomy places the organism in Eukaryota, Metazoa, Arthropoda, Insecta, Lepidoptera, Pieridae. The record is from the annotation of a GenBank genome assembly.
AUGCCGCGAGAAAUUAAAGACAUUAAAGAUUUCCUGCUCAAAGCCCGUAGGAAAGAUGCAAAAUCGGUGAAGAUAAAGAAGAACCCAGAGAAUGUCAAGUUUAAAGUGCGUUGUUCAAGGUUUCUGUACACAUUAGUCAUCACUGAUAAGGAGAAAGCCGAAAAGCUCAAGCAAAGCUUACCUCCAGGUCUCCAAGUUAAGGAGGUGAAGUAA